CGCACAAGGUUUGUAAUGCAUGUCCAAAUAACCACUAUAAAGUAGAACAUAUUUACAAAACUGGGUAGUGAAAUGUAGUGUUCUAAGGUGUAAUGUUAGUUUUACAAAACCGGAAGUAAGAAGACUUUACUAUCCUACCUCGGCGUUAGCCGGCUGAAACCGUGCACCAGACAACGGAAAAUCAAGGAUGGAAGAAUUUGAAGAUGGAGCAAUUCUUCCUGCUCAGGACCUGGUUCAAUGCCACAUUUGUAAUAGAAGCUUUUUCCCUAAAGUGCUGGAAAAGCAUGUAAAAAUCUGUCAAAAAGCGGCGGCCAAACGUAGGAAAGUGUUUGACUCUAGCCGACAGAGAGCUGAAGGCACAGACAUUCCCACACUCAAACCCCUCAAACCAAAGUCACAAAGUUCAUCUUCAUCUGUGAAAGCCGAGCCUCCUAAAAAGCCCAACAACUGGCGCAAGAAACAUGAGGACUUCAUUGCUGCAAUCAGGGCUGCGCGGGCUGUUUCUCAGGGCAUGAAAGAUGGUGAUCCUUUACCCCCUCCUCCUCCUCCAAGUUAUGACCCAGACUACAUCCAGUGUCCUUACUGUCAGCGGCGGUUUAAUGAAAAUGCAGCAGACAGACACAUUAAGUUUUGUCAAGAGCAGGCUGCCCGGAUGGGUAAUAAGACCAAAGCAGAAGUGAAGAAACCCCCUGCUCGGACACAGUAUAAGCCACCUGCUCCUGUAAAAAAGGCCGCACCUCCUGUUUCUACCAUCCCCUCUGCCUCCUCUCGUUUACCACAAAGAGCAGGUUCAGGGCAGUCCACAGGGACUCCCGGUAAGACAUCUUCAGCGGGUGUAGUGAGAAGUAGUCCAUCUGGCCUAACAAGCCCACCCUCUGGUGUGGGCAUGAAGCCGAGAGUCACAAGCUCUGGUUAUGGCUCUGUAAGAAAUGCAUCUGGGGCUGGGGUCAACAAGAAGAAAGUGGACUCCUAUAUAUCUAGGAAUGAGAUUGAUGGUGGUAAUGACAUCAGAAAUGGAGGAAUAAAGAGCAAGUUCUGUCAUGAAUGUGGAGCUAAGUAUCCAGUCGAAUCUGCCAAAUUUUGCUGUGAGUGCGGUGUCCGGAGGAUGUGUAUCUAAUAAAAUCAUUUACAUUUCCAGUAGUAGGGAGUGGGAAUGCUUUGGCUCAUUUAAUGAACACAACAUAUCUAUGGCAAAAUAUCUAAAAACACUAAAAGUUCAAUCUGAGAAUCUAGUUUCACAGCAGAAGCAAGGUAUACUAACUUUUAUUUUAAAGUGUAAUGUUAUUUUAAAUGGAAGGAAAUCUAUUACCUAUUAGACCUAUUAGACCUAUUUAGGUACCACAAAGGUUACAACAAUUGGUGCAUUCAAAAGGGAGUGUCUCACAAGAUGCACGAGUAGAUAAGAAAAUAUUUUUGCAUUAAACUCUUUACAGGCUGUAUGCCUGAAAUUCUUUCUCCUUAUUAGAAAUCAGUAUCCCUCAUAAGUGCAAUAUCAAUGACUACUGAAAAUGUGGUUUUGUUCUGGGAAAUCCUCCCUCAAUGGUCACUUUAAUGCUAUGGUUCGCCCCUUCACUACCAACAUGUUUUUCCUAAUGUAGCAUUUUUAGAAUUAUUUCCUAUUGUUUUAUAAUUUGAUAUGUUAUUUAUUUUCUUAUUGCAUUUCAAACAGUGACUGCAUCUGGUUAAGCACUGCAGAUUAAAUUGUAAUUUUAUCAGAUUUUGUAUAAAGCCCAAACAUACUUUUUUUUCCCAUUUAUAAAACUAUUUCUGUUGGCAGUGUCAGUACAAUGUGUGUUGUGUAUCAACAUACACUAAAUAUUUCAUUAUGUCUAAUUAACCCAAGGACCACAUUUGCUUUGUUUGUCUCGUUAUAUUUUCUACAGUAUAUUUAAAAUGAGCUAAUAAGUAUGCUGAUACUGGCCUGUUACUUUCAUAAUAUUUGAUAAAAUGUUGUUAACCCAUAUUUUUCAUUCCAGCAUUUCACCACAGUUAUUUAAAUUUUUUUUAUUCUGGUUCGUAUGUAGUUGACCAGUCAAUCAUAAAUGCAGUCUAUAACAUGUAAAAAUGUCCCUGACUCUGCAUUUAUUUGCAAUGCUGUAAUGCUGUGCACCAUGCUGUAUGUUCUGCCAUAUAUACAUUACCAAUAAACCCUGGAGACAGCUGUAUAAAA
Molecule: messenger RNA, 2170 nt
Organism: Boleophthalmus pectinirostris (great blue-spotted mudskipper)
Lineage: Eukaryota; Metazoa; Chordata; Actinopteri; Gobiiformes; Gobiidae
Gene: zc2hc1a
Product: zinc finger, C2HC-type containing 1A
Exons: 10
Coding region: 188-1117 (309 amino acids)
Source: RefSeq, a predicted model, not a curated record